Messenger RNA from Closterium sp. NIES-65, 1203 nucleotides. The record is from the annotation of a GenBank genome assembly. Lineage: Eukaryota; Viridiplantae; Streptophyta; Zygnematophyceae; Desmidiales; Closteriaceae.
AUGGCUCCGUUCUGGGAAUUCCGCGUUCACUCCGAGCCCAACCCGCACCCGCAGCUCGGCAGAAAGCCCCGACCCAGCGCGCUUCUCAUCCCCGAACCCGUCGACCCUCCGCCCACCCCACGCCCCCUCGCCUCCCAUCUCCCGCGCCCCUCCGCGCCGCUCCCGAAAAUCCGCACCGAACCGCUGUGGCUCAAUCAGCCGCCAGUUUUCUUCUCCAGCCAUCCAAUCGCGCCCAUCGCCGAGCCCGCCGCCUCGUCGCUUCCGCCGUCUCUUGCGCCACCUCCGGCUCCGCGCCCUGCGCAGGCGCGGAAGCCGCGUCAGAGCCCGCCGCGGCAGCCGAAACUCUGGGACCUCAUUCCCGAGCUCCCCCCUGCGCCACGCCCCUACAAGGUCCCCCAACCCUCCAGCGGCGACGUCCCUUCCGCCGCGCUCGUACAUACUCACGGCCAGCCGUUUGCGCCGCCGUUCUGGCAGCCGGCCCCGCGGAAUCCUAGCCGGCAGGUGUCAAUCGGUUUCCCGACAGCGGGCGCUGGCGGCGUUAUAGAUCUGUCGACGUGGGGCUCCGCCAACACCGCUGCGCGCGGGGUAGGAACAUUUCGGAGGGGGGAAAGGCCGGGAGAAAUCCCGCAGAUUCGAAUGAAUUCCAGCGCGGGCGCGAAUCGGGAAAAGCGGGACACGCGGCAGCUUCGGAACCCCGCCGAAUCAAAAUCCGCCCAGGUCUCGCAGACUAGAGUUCCGCUGGUAUCGCAGUCGCGCGAGGGGUCGACAGCGUCGUCAGCCGCGGCGCCAAUCGCGGCGCGAGAGGCAUCCGGGGGGGGCGCCGCUGCUUCCAGCGUUCCCGUUAAGGAAUACACACUCUCCGUUGGUGCAACUUCGUUGGAUCUCGCACGGGCCAGGCAGCACCGAGACUCGUGCACCUGCUCAGUAGACUACGCCUCCCUCUGGGGUUCAUUACUCUCUGCUGCUGCAGAAGUUGCAUUGGUGGUUGGCGAUGUUGCUUCGCUCAUCGCCCCUCAAUCACCCACGCCUCUUACACUAACAAGCAGUGCCGGAAUUCCUCCUGCAUCUGCUCGGGUUCCAACUGCUGCCAGCAUUGCCCUUCUAACUGGGAAGGGUGUAGGGCUGCUGCAGGAUAGCAGUCCUUCGUCGGUCCUCCAAAAUCCGGUGUCCGAUACCUCGUCGGAGCUCAGUCCUGACACAUGA